AUGUUGCGAUCUCGUCAAUUUCUGUUAGUCAGUGUGAUAUUUGUGGGGAUCACUAAUGUCCAAACGAUGGCUCAAUGGAGGGUGGGACAGGUUCGUUUGAUGUCUUCCCUUCAGACUUCUGUAGCUGAUCCUCUAGCCCACAGACUGAGACGUUCCCCUUUCAUUCGGGCCCACAGACGCCGUUCUUCUCGGGUGAUUUUUUUCUUCUGGUGAUUGCGCUGCUUUAUAAUGUUAAAACUAACGAUUAUUUCUAACAUAAUGUCGCCUUCUCUGUAAAUUUCCUGCCUAUAACACUGCCAUUUCCCUAUAAUUUAGUUUUCUCUUUUGUGCCGUUGAUUGUGUAUGUUGGUCUAACAGUUUUCUUUUUAGAGGCCCCUUCAGAUGCCAAACUCUUUGUCUCUCAGGGAUGCCGCCGAUCUGGCAUCUCUGACUGAUAUGAAGGCUUUCUACGCUCAGCUGAGGCCGAUUCUUGUUCCUCGAAUUGUAAAUACGGAACAACAUCGACAAGUUGCGCAACACAUCCAUACCGAACUAAACAAAGCCGGAUUUAAUGUAGAGUGGGAUGAAUUCGAAGAUCAAACUCCUUAUGGGAAGAUGCCUUUUAGAAAUAUAAUUGGCACAUUUGACCCCCAUGCUUCAAGAAGACUGGUUCUCGCUUGUCAUUACGACUCUAAAAUCAUUCCAGGGUAAGAAAUUAUGGUCGAAGUAAUGCUGAGUUUAUUGGUUUGAUUAUGUGAAUACUUUUAGAAAGGUGUUUAUUGCGGCCACUGAUUCUGCCGUCCCUUGCGCAAUGUUAUUAGAUCUGGCCAGAACUCUUGGCCCAAUCUUGAAGACCAAGUCUGGCUUGGUGAGUGUUAAUAAAGUUAUUAAUCCUGAUUAUGAAUUGGUAAGGUCCUAUCAAUUGAAAUUUCAGCCAAUCACGCUGCAAUUAGUAUUCCUGGAUGGCGAAGAAGCCUUUGUAGAAUGGAGUAGAAAUGACAGCACUUACGGAGCGAGACAUCUGGCCAAAGUCUGGUCUCAGAAAUGGUAUCCCACCCAAUCUCAUCUGGCCCCAUUGGAGCUCUCAAAAGAAUUGGAUCGGGUUGAUGCCUUUGUGCUUUUGGAUCUCCUGGGCGCAGCUCGCCCCCAAAUUACGCAUACUAUUGGACAUGGAACUCGGCCCUUGUUCGAAGGGAUAGAAAGUGUUGGUAAAUAGUUACCAAUUUAUAUUUUAAUUCAUUCACAGAGAGAAAUCUGAGGACUGCCGGGAAACUGAAGAAUAUUCCUCCGAUCUUCUCUUCGUUUGACUCUUAUCACGCUGUAGAAGACGAUCACAUUCCGUUCCUCGAAAAGGGUAAGUCAUGAUGACUCUAUCCUGUACUACUUGUGUCAAAUAUUUUCUUGUGUUUAUCUUUUUUGAUCCUUCUGUAAAUAAUGUUGAUGAAAUGGACAAGUGUUUAUUCCAGGAACGCCCAUCAUGCAUGUAAUCCCGCUUCCAUUCCCGCGUGUCUGGCAUACCCCUGCCGAUAACGAGGGCGCCUUGGACUGGAAUACCAUCUACAAUUUGGUUACAAUAACCAGGGUCUUUGUGGCCGAGUACUUGAACUUGACUCCUAACUAA
Messenger RNA from Bursaphelenchus xylophilus (pine wood nematode), 1600 nucleotides. The record is from the annotation of a GenBank genome assembly. NCBI's taxonomy places the organism in Eukaryota, Metazoa, Nematoda, Chromadorea, Rhabditida, Aphelenchoididae.